Paramecium octaurelia is the source of this 2290-nucleotide messenger RNA. Lineage: Eukaryota; Ciliophora; Oligohymenophorea; Peniculida; Parameciidae. The record is from the annotation of a GenBank genome assembly.
AUGACUUGUGAUCCGCCUCCAAAUUCAGUUAGCUCCCUAUUAACUCCUUGGUGUUCAAGUAUAAUAUUCAUAAUAUCAAAGAUUGCGAAGCGGCAGUGAUGAAGAUUACAUUAUCAGAUGAUCUGACAGCAAUAAUUGCAUAAUUUGAUUUCCCCUUAAGUCCUAAUUUCUUUUCUACGUCAACUUAGUUUGAUAACAACGUUUGCUUUAACAUCCUAAACUAAACAACUCUUUCAAAAUUAGGAAUAAAUCCAAUGUGUAUAAUAGAUCCAGAUAAUGAAAAAUAGUUAAUUUUGAAUCUAGGUCGAAAUCCCACUAUUAUUCCAGGAGAUUUAAUUGAAUUUCUGCCAAGUUCAUUCGGUCACAAAAAUUGUAAUAGCAAGCUGUUUUACUUCUUUUUAAAUAAACUUCAAAAACCUUCGAAUCCAUUAGCUCCUGUUAUCAAAUAUGAUGUAUCAUCAUCAAGCUUAUUUAAAUUUUACCUGCGUAUCUUUUUAAUCCUUGUGAUGAGAACAUUAUCUUAAUGGAAUAAAAACUCUAUGAUGGCUUAAGAAGUUUUAUCUCCUUAUCGUGGUCUUAUAUUGUGUAGGGGUAAAACGGAAAUGGGGAUAUUGCUAAUUUCGUAACUGAAUUAACAAAUUUACAAUUAUUGGAUCUAACAAUCCCAGAGAAAACAUUACCAAUCUAAUCUAAUGUUACCUUAUUUGUGGAAGUUCAAAACUUUGUUUAAAAAAAAAAUGUUUUCCAAAUAUUUAUUUAAAUACAUGCAGGAUAAUUCCCUAGUGUUUUUUCGAAGUUUAAACUGUAAUAUUAUCCUUUUGAAUCUAUAAAUUUGGCUUUCACUUUAGUUUCUAAAAGUUGCAUAGAAAAUUCAAAAAUAUCAAAUGAUAAUUCUCAAUAUUAAAUUAAUUUUAUGAAAUAGAGAGAAAUAAUUCAAAAUCUAGACCUUCUAACAUUAAUUCUACUAAAUCAAUUAAUUCCAACUUAGUGGAAUUUAAUAUUCAAAGCUACUCUUUAAGUGCUUGGACAGCUUAUAUAUUUCAGUUAACUAUUUCAGAUUCUUCAAUUUAAUAUUAUUCUUAACAAAAUGUAACUGUUUAGAUUAAGUCAGCCGGAAUUCUCUGCCAAUUUAAUGGAACAAAGAAAUUGCAAAAAUAUACAGAUGAUACAAAUAUUUUUAUCUUAUGCAAAGAUCUUGAUGUUUAAUAUAAUUGGAAUGAAGAUCCAUAAUUGUCAACAUUCGUUAGUUGUUUAGAUCUAACAUCACAAGAAGAAUGUAAGGAUUCUAAAUAGAAAAAAUUAAAAUUAAUACUACUUCAUCAAAUUAGUUUUUUCCUAAAGCUACCUUUUAGCCAUUCACAAUUUAGGAGUGGAUUGUAAUAGCUACAAAAAAUUCAUAAUCAUACACUUAUAAAAUCAUUAUUGUAGAUUUAGAAUAUGAUUUCAAAAUCCUAGACAUCGAUUAUAAUAGUGGAUAUUUGGUAAGGCCUGUUAAUAAUUAUGAAGAUUUACAAUUUACAUUUAAUAUACCUUUUCAGAAUAGACAAUACCUUCUAGAUUAUUAAAUAGCAAUAAUUUAUGAUUAUUAAUUAAUUUCAAUACUUAGACCCCAAUACUACAAAUAUUCCUUUUAAUUAUAUGAUCAUUAUUAGUAAUUUAAUAAAGGAAAUAAAUUUAACCUAUACAUAAAUGUUGCGGAAAUUCUAAGAAGGUUUAUUGUUCAAGGAGCUCCAACUUUAUUCUAAGAAUGUACAGCAUUACUUUUAGAUAAGUAGAUUAUUUGAUAACAGAAUAAACACAAACUAUAAGUUGCCGAUUUACUUAAGAAAAGUUUGCAACACGCAGUUCUAUGCACAAGAUUGAUUUUGAGUCUCCUCUAUAAGCAAUAUUUACUGCUAGGAAGCAUUAUCAUCUUAACAAAUAUAUUGGCUAACAUCAGAAAACAAUAAUGCAAUCUAAAAAAUUAACAAUGAAUAUUACUCCUUUUAAAUUUAUUUUAUUUGUUAAACACAAAUUAAUACAAAAUUUAAAACAUCUUGCAACUGAUUUUAAAUCAGAAAUACUAUAAGAAGUAUUUAAUUAGCUAGGUUAAAAAUAAGAUGCAUUCGUUUAUAUUGAUUGUAUUGUUUAAAAAAAAUUUAUGAUUAAAAAAGAGAAUUCUUUCCCUAAGCACCAUAAAUUUACAGAUUAUAAUUAUACAAAUUUGACUUCAUUUGUUUUAAAUUUAUGGAUAAAUAAGGUUUGUUUUGAAGAAAUUACGACUUUUAAUGUUGGAAAAACUUAAUCUUGA